Molecule: messenger RNA, 3017 nt
Organism: Apus apus (common swift)
Lineage: Eukaryota; Metazoa; Chordata; Aves; Apodiformes; Apodidae
Gene: ARHGEF38
Product: Rho guanine nucleotide exchange factor 38
Exons: 14
Coding region: 1-2340 (779 amino acids)
Cellular component (GO): cytoplasm
Molecular function (GO): guanyl-nucleotide exchange factor activity; protein binding
Source: RefSeq, a predicted model, not a curated record
AUGGCGAGCGUGGACUGUCCGGGAAAAGAAGGUGUGGGGGGCAGGAGGAAGAAUCUGGCCCUGCUGAGGAACAAGCUGUACAUGGGGGAGAGAAGGAGGACAGAGCCCGUGGUGGAGAGCACAGCCGCGGCCGGGGACCAUGGCACCUUGAGGAGGAGUCAGUCCGACAGGACAGAGUACAGCCAGAAACUGCAAGAAAAAAUGUCCCCGCAGGCAGGGUCCUCAACCCUUGCCACUUUGCCACAGGAGGAUGAGCAAGUCAGCAGACGCAUGAUGGCCAAGAGGGUGAAAAUCAUUGCAGAACUCCUGCAGACGGAGAAAGACUAUAUUAGCGACCUGGAUCUCUGCAUCAAGGAAGUGAUUCAGCCCCUGAGAGACAAGCAGAUUGCUCGCUUUGACGUGGAUGGCUUGUUUAGCAACAUUGAAUCAGUCCAUCAAGUAUCAGCCAAACUACUGUCGUUGUUGGAAGAAGCCACGACAGAUGUGGAAUCACCCAUGCAAAUAAUUGGGGAAGUAUUCUUGCAGAUUAAAGACACACUAGAAGACACAUAUAAAAUCUACUGCUAUCGCCAUGAUGAUGCACACACCAUGCUGGAAUCCUAUGAAAAGGAUGAAGAAUUGAAGCAGCAUUUAAGACACUGUGUACAGUCCUUAAAAAAGAUAUAUGAGGAACAGGGAAAGCCAAAUCUAAUGGACAUGGGAUCCCUGAUGAUCAAACCAGUGCAACGAGUGAUGAAAUAUCCCUUGUUACUCUGUGAACUCUUGAAUUCAACUCCUUCUUCUCACCCUGACCACAAGGUGCUACAAGAUGCCCUUUUUGCUAUGAAAAACAUUAAUGUUAACAUAAAUGAACUUAAAAGGAGGAAAGACUUAGUGCUGAAGUAUAAGAAGAAUGAUGAUGAUGAAACCCUUAAAGAAAAGUUUUCCCGACUGAAUAUCCACUCCAUUAGCAAGAAAUCCAAGAGGGUCACCAGCCAUCUGAAAAUACUGACAGGGGGAGAACCUCAGGUGAAAGAUCAAACUUUUAAUAAGGAAGAAAAGUUGUUUCGAAGUUUAGAGAAGACUGUGAAAUUGUGUGUGAAGAACAUUGCACUAUCCUCACAACACCUACAGGAUUCCAUACAUCUGUCUGCACAGAAUAUAACUGGGCUUCAGGAAAUCUUGCAAGACAUAGAUGAAGUCAAUGACUGUUUGAAAAAAAGGAACAACACUGCAAAUCUCUGUGAAGACCUUAUGGCUCAGCUGGACAGGCUUGUUUUGACUCCUCUCUCAGCACUACAAGCCUUGUUUUCAGGCCCACAGAAGCUCAUCCAGAAGCGUUAUGACAAGUUGUUGGACUACAACAGCUACCUUCAGAAGUCAUCAGGAGAAGAGCUUGACCUGGCAAAGAAAGACUAUGAGGCUCUAAAUGCACAAUUAGUGGAAGAACUUCAGGUAUUCAACAGAGCAGCCAAAAAGAUUGUGUUGAACUGCCUGCAAUGCUUCAUCACCCUUCUCAGGAAUAUUACGUCUGCAGUACUUCAAUCAAAUUCUGCUGUGGUGGUACCUGUUCCACUGUCUUCCUCAAGCAUUUGUGAAGUGCAGAAUCAGUUGAUGGAGGAGGUUCACAAGCUGAAUUUUGUGAAAGAAAACACUAGUGCAACCUUUAUUGAGAGAAAACUGAGCUUGGAAAAAAAGAAAUCUGUCCCUUCUCCACUCGAAUCCCCACGCCAAACAGAAGACCAGAGGUCCAAGCUGGUGUCUGUGUACAGCACAGAACUGCUAUACCAAGCUAAGCGCAAGUGCAAUGCCACACAGGAAUUUGAUAUUGAUUUACAUGAAGGAGAACUGGUGGCUGCUGUGGAGCAGAAGGACCCCUUUGGAAGUACUAGCAGAUGGCUUGUUGACACAGGAAUCCUUAAAGGGUAUGUGUAUUCCUCCUUCCUGAGGCCUUACAAUCCAGCCAAAACACAGAAGGACAUAGCAGAAAACGGCUUCGGUGAUGAUGAUUUUGAUAAUAUCAGCCUCUUUGUCUCUUCACGGCCUUCUACUGACAGCAGCACAAGAAGUCGGGGGCACAAGAAGAGUGACGGCAGCUCAUCACUUUACUUCUGUGAAAAUCCCACAACUAAUGGCACAGCAACUGAUGCUUUUCAGGAUAUGGAUGAUCAGCAAACCUUCUAUGCUGUUUACGCAUUUCAAGCCAGAAAUGAUCAAGAACUCAGUCUUCAGGAGUACCAGAAGGUUAGGAUACUUCGGUUUUCUGACCUGAGUGGCAAUAAAGAAUGGUGGCUAGCAGAAGCAAAAGGCCAGAAAGGUUAUGUUCCAUCUAAUUUUCUUGGGAAGAUGACCUAUGCUUAGGAACAGAAAGGCCCAUUGAACCAGUUUUCUCUGAAGGAGACAGAAUAAUCACCUAUUAUGGUUUGCAGCAAACAAAGCAAACUCAAAAGCGAUUGACAGAAGCCAUGGUAUCUGCUACAGCACAGAUGAUAUUGAGAACUUCCAUUCUCCAAACACUAUCACCUUGUCAAGACCUAAGGGAGGAAACAUUUAACAGGAAGACUGAUUCUAAUUAACAUCCUGGAGAACUUGCUUUUCCUAUGACCCUGUAAUUUUCUCUUUUGUCAAAGGAUCCUACGUCAAAAUUCAACAUACAAGUACAAAUCACAGCUAAAAUUAUAUUUUUCUUCUAAAGAUAUUUAUCAAAUAUAAUUCAAGAUGAAGAGAAUUAGCCUUGAAAAAGGCAUCUUCAGGGAUCUAGUUCAGGCUGAAUUGUUUCUGAACUCCUAUCUCAAUGAAUGUAGACACAUCCUAAAAAUUGGGCUUUUUGGUUGUCUUUAAAGUUUUUAUCCUCAGACAUUUUUGUAAUGAAGCCUCUUCUCAGAGAAUAUUGGAGGGAGAAAAGAAACGGUUUUUUUUGGUAGAGAACAUUUCAGCUUAAAACAUACCAAAUUUGGUGGUACCAGUGGCUGGUCUCAGGGAAGAAGGCAUAUUUAGUUAUAUAUGGAAAUAGAGUGAGGGAAAGAGGGGGCACAAGA